GUUCGUUUCUAGCAUAACUGCGAUACUUAACGUUUGUAUUGGUCGUGCGCGGAUUGGGAAUAGUGAAUCACGAGCGCAGCUGGGUGACCGCACAAACCGCGUCGAUUUAUAUAACGAGUGCGACUGUGAAAUAACUGAGCUUUUCACAAACUUGUUUGCGUAGGAACUUCAUCUGUGUGGAGAGACAGAGGUAUCUGUGCGGGAGUAGACCAGAAGUUUUUGCCUUUUUAAGCUGGUUGUUCUUUCCAUCGCCAUGUCCUCCGGUGAUGUGUCGGAGCAGUGUCGGCGGUCUUGCGUGUUAUCUUGGGAGCAGGUGCAACGUUUGGACUCUAUUCUUGGCGAGACGGUUCCAGUUCACGGACGUGGAAACUUCCCGACGCUUUCUGUUCAGCCGCGACAGAUUGUUCAGGUGGUUCGAGCACGUUUGGAGGAGCGAGGCAUCACGGUUCGAGAUGUGAGGCUGAACGGCUCGGCUGCCAGUCAUGUUCUGCACCAGGACACGGGCCUCGGAUACAAGGACUUGGACCUGAUAUUUGGCGUUUCACUGUCAGAUGACCAGGCCUUCCGCGUGGUUAAGGAUGUGGUUCUUGACAGCCUGCUGGACUUCCUCCCCGAGGGGGUCAGCAAGGAGAGAAUCUCAGCCCUUACUCUGAAGGAGGCUUACGUACAGAAGUUGGUGAAGGUUUGCAACGACACCGACCGCUGGAGCCUCAUCUCGCUCUCCAACAACACUGGCAAGAAUGUUGAGCUUAAGUUUGUGGACUCUCUCAGGCGCCAGUUUGAGUUCAGCGUGGACUCCUUCCAGAUAGCCUUGGACUCCCUUCUUCUGUUCGACCGCUGCUCAGAGACGCCCAUGUCAGAGUGCUUUCACCCGACGGUGUUGGGCGAGAGCAUGUAUGGGGACUUCGAAGAAGCUCUCGGCCAUCUUUGCAACAAGGUCAUCGCUACAAGAAACCCAGAGGAGAUCCGAGGUGGAGGGCUUUUAAAAUACUGCCACCUUUUGGUGCGAGGGUUUCGGCCAACUUCGGAAACAGAGAUGAAAUCGCUCCAGCGGUACAUGUGCUCUCGAUUCUUCAUUGACUUUUCGGACAUAGGCGAACAGCAGAGAAAGCUGGAGGCGUACCUGCAGAAUCACUUUGCCGGAAUGGAGAACAAACGGUACGACUGUCUGGUCACGUUAUACCACGUGGUCAACGAGAGUACGGUGUGCUUGAUGGGACACGAACGACGGCAGACAUUAAAUCUUAUUUCCAUGCUCGCGCUGAGGGUGCUGGCUGAACAGAACGCCAUCCCCACAGUUACCAACGUCACAUGCUAUUACCAGCCGGCGCCGUACGUGCGAGACAUCAACUUCAGUAACUACUACAUCGCUCACGUGCAGCCGCUGGUGCGCACCUGCAGUAGUUCCUAUCCGACGUGGCUGCCCUGCAACUGACCGUAUGAGUUCAGCCCUCGCAUCUUCCCAUGUGGUGAAGAAUAUAUGCAAACAAGUGAAUAUAUAAACUGUUUUUUUCCAAACGUUUAAGAGGAGCUUUUUCAAAACAAUGGCGAUUGUUUUUAUGGUAAAUGUGACCUAUAUAGAAUGACUGCUCACUGCUGUAUGUCUGAUUUGAGCCGAUCCUUGCAUAUUCUGUUCUGCAGAGUGGAUGAAGAUCUUUUUCACAUGUAGCAGGGGAAAAGUUUUUUUUUUCUCUUAAACUCAUUAUAGAUUCAGUUAAACUAUCGCAGGUUAUGUAAAUGGGAAAGAAAGCUACAUUCUGCGUUGUGAAGCUAUAUAUGGUUUUUUUUUUUUGUUUUUUUUUUUUUUGGCCAGACUGUGGUUUCAAUCAAACCCUGUUUUGCAUCUUGGUUUUUUUUUUUAAGGACCAAAGAUAUUUUAUUUUCGUCUUUAAAAAAGAAUGGAAUGUUUGCUGUUGUAAUUCCAAGUGCCUAAAAACAUUGUACAAAAAAAAGUGAGACCUGUGCUUUCUUAAAACCAUUUUUUUUCUGUCUCCUUGUUUAUUGUAAAACUCUAUUUUCAGGGAUGGAGGCAUGUAUUUCCAUGUGAUUAAAAAAAGCACAAAACCCA
This is a messenger RNA of Carassius auratus (goldfish), 2068 nucleotides long. It is a transcript of the gene tent5ba, whose product is annotated as terminal nucleotidyltransferase 5ba. The coding region runs from base 254 to 1435 and encodes 393 amino acids. Gene Ontology annotation, molecular function: poly(A) RNA polymerase activity; RNA binding. The record is from RefSeq and is a predicted model, not a curated record. Lineage: Eukaryota; Metazoa; Chordata; Actinopteri; Cypriniformes; Cyprinidae. Gene Ontology annotation, biological process: mRNA stabilization. The transcript has 2 exons.